AUGACCCCUGAGAAGGUCAUAUAUCCAUCCACAAUAUGGAUUGCUAUAUUGUUAUUUAUAAUAUGGCAAUUAAGCAAAAUAGGCCGUCGACCCAAGGACUAUCCCCCAGGCCCGCCCACUCUUCCCCUUAUUGGUAAUCUACAUCAGAUACCAACAGAGAAGCGCCAUUUACAAUUCGAACAAUGGGCUCGAGAGUAUGGGCCAAUAUAUUCACUUAUGCUAGGGAAUCGGGUUAUGAUUGUCCUCAAUUCUGACCAGGCAAUUAAGGAUCUAGUAGAUAAGCGAGGUGCCAUUUACUCCUCGAGGCCGGAGUCUUAUAUAGGACAAGACAUUCUAAGCGGAGGCCUUAGAGUCUUGUUUAUGCCAAAUCAUGGAGUUUGGAAAAUGGCUCGGAAGUUCGUUCAUCGUAUCCUAGGCAUCACGGCAGCGCGAACCUAUGUACCUUAUCAAGAUCUCGAAAAUAAGGCCAUGCUACUCGGCUUUUUAGAAACCCCAGAUGAUUUCAUUAGCCAUAUUCGCCGCUAUACAACCUCCUUGACCACCCAGAUGACAUUCGGCUUUCGUACCACGACUAUAAAAGAUCCAAGAUUCAAAGAGAUUUUUGACACAGCUGCACUCUUGGACCUAAUACCUAUCCUGAGACGCCUGCCAGAACGCAUAAUUAACGUCAAAAGCGAGGGGAGAGAGAUACACGAAAGGGAGCUAGAGUUGUUUCGAGAAUAUUAUCUCAAAACCAAGGGGAGACUACACGAUGGUACAGCCAAGCCGUGUAUUUGCGUGGACCUUGUCAAUAUGCAGAAGAAAGAAAUAUUUUCUGACGACCUUGCCGCAUAUAUCAGUGGCUCGCUGUUGCAAGCUGGCUCCGAAACAACAGCAUGUAUUCUUGUAGGGUUCAUUCAAGCUAUGAUUAUUUUCCCUGAGGUAGCCAGGAUUUCUCAAGCCGAGCUUGACCGCGUGUGUGGAGACCGUUUGCCUGAUCUUAACGACGUCUCUAACCUACCGUACAUCCGGGCCUGUGCUAAAGAAGCCCUACGCUGGAUGCCAGGGUUCUUAUUGGGCAUACCUCACGCUGUUACUCGGGACGAUACAUAUCUUGGAUUUAAAAUACCUAAAGAUGCAACAGUAAUCCUUAAUGUCUGGGCUAUACAUAACGACCCUAAGAAAUACGCAUCGCCUCGGGAAUUCGAACCUAUGCGUUAUAUAGAUGAUAACCAGACAUCUAUGGACUCAGCAAAUAAUCCCGAAGUUAACCAACGAGAUCACUUUACCUUUGGGGCAGGUAGACGUAGGUGCCAGGGUAUGCACAUUGCUGAUCGCUCCCUAUUCUUAGCAAUUUCUCGCCUCCUCUGGGCAUUUAACUUCCAAAGAGCUAUUGAUCCCGAUAGCCAUAAAGAGAUCAUUCCGGAUAUGAACGACCUGACAGAAGGCUUGAUGGUGUUCCCAACGCCAUUUCCGGCUAAAAUAGUGCCAAGGGAUGACCGGAAAACCCGCAUUUUGAGGGAAGAAUGGGAUCAGGUGUCAAAGUCACUUGACGAUCAGAAUCAAUGGAAGACUGUUCCAGAAGGAUUGAUUUGGAAGGACGAGCAGCUUUCUGAGUUACUGGGACAGGCAUUCGAAGAAUGA
Molecule: messenger RNA, 1623 nt
Organism: Daldinia decipiens
Lineage: Eukaryota; Fungi; Ascomycota; Sordariomycetes; Xylariales; Hypoxylaceae
Product: putative cytochrome P450
Exons: 5
Coding region: 1-1623 (540 amino acids)
Molecular function (GO): iron ion binding; oxidoreductase activity, acting on paired donors, with incorporation or reduction of molecular oxygen; monooxygenase activity
Source: RefSeq, a predicted model, not a curated record